Molecule: messenger RNA, 558 nt
Organism: Micromonas pusilla CCMP1545
Lineage: Eukaryota; Viridiplantae; Chlorophyta; Mamiellophyceae; Mamiellales; Mamiellaceae
Exons: 2
Coding region: 1-558 (185 amino acids)
Source: RefSeq, a predicted model, not a curated record
AUGCGUGCAGUGCGUGCGUGGUUUUCGAGGGCGCGGACGAAGAAGCGAGUUCGCCGCGCGUCGAUGACUCAAAACGCAUCGACGCGCGCCGUUACUAUCACAACUACACCAUCACCCGCCGCGACGCCCUCGCGCGUCACGGCGGGACGUACCACCCCCCGCGCGCGGAGCGCAUCGCCAACACUCGCCACGCGUCGCUCGGCUUUUCCUCCCCGCCGAGCUCGACGCCGCCGCCGCCCGACGGGACGUCCGGCGCGAGCGUCUCUCCGCGCGCGCUCGCGUCUCUCUUCCGGUCCUCCGCGGCUCUGUCCACGACCCCGGGCUGCGCGCCGCUCACGACGCGCACGCCGCUCGCGACCUCGCCGCCGAACGCGGCGAGGACGCUCGCCGCGUCGACGCCGCCGGCGGCGGCGGCGGCGACGCCGACGCGCGCGACUGCAGCCUGCCCGCCGCCGGCAGACGCCCUCGCGAAGACGACCGGGAACCCUACGACGGAGACCGCGCAGCCCAGGUACGCGUCGCCGGCGCAUCGCUCGCCCGCGUGCGGCGGCUGCUUGA